Molecule: messenger RNA, 5481 nt
Organism: Labrus mixtus (cuckoo wrasse)
Lineage: Eukaryota; Metazoa; Chordata; Actinopteri; Labriformes; Labridae
Gene: hk2
Product: hexokinase 2
Exons: 18
Coding region: 209-2971 (920 amino acids)
Biological process (GO): glycolytic process; glucose 6-phosphate metabolic process; intracellular glucose homeostasis
Cellular component (GO): cytosol; mitochondrion
Molecular function (GO): fructokinase activity; ATP binding; mannokinase activity
Source: RefSeq, a predicted model, not a curated record
AGAUUGACGUCACAGAACAACCAACUCCCGGAAGCUGGAAGUGACUUGGUGGUGUGACUUUGUUUUUAACUUCUUCGUUUACUUUCUCAAGUUUUUAGGAGCUCAAACGUCGCGGUGUUUGAAUUGUGGUGGUUUUAUUAUUGUGAUAAGUUGUUACUGUAGUGAAACGUUGAGUUAGUACGAACAGGACGUCAUCACUAACUUUAAGAUGUUAGCGUCGAGUUUAAUGGCUAACUACUGCGCGGAGCAGCACGACGAGGAGGCGCUUAAAGUUGAUAGAUACCUGCCCCAUCUUCAGCUGUCGGAUCAGACGAUCAUGGACGUGUCUGUGAGAUUUCGACGGGAGAUGGACAAAGGCCUGUGCAGAGACACCAACCCUGCAGCCGCUGUGAAGAUGCUGCCCACAUUUGUGCUCUCAACUCCUGACGGAACAGAACAAGGUGAAUUUCUGGCCCUUGACCUCGGCGGAUCUAACUUCCGAGUGCUGCUGGUCAAAGUCAGUGCAAACGACAAGCAAGAAGUGGAGAUGGAAAAUCAGAUUUAUGCUAUUCCUGAAAACCUCAUGAGAGGCAGUGGGUCUGAGUUAUUCGAUCACAUUGCUGAUUGUCUGGCUGAUUUCAUGGAGAAACUGGGCAUAAAGGACAAAAAGCUUCCUCUGGGCUUCACCUUCUCUUUCCCCUGUCAGCAGACCAAGUUGGAUGAGAGCGUUUUGCUGUCUUGGACCAAAGCUUUCAAGGCGGGCGGAGUCGAGGGAAAAGAUGUGGUCGGCCUUCUGAGGAGAUCCAUCAAAAAACGAGGGGACUUAAAUAUUGACAUUUUAGCUGUGAUCAAUGACACGGUGGGAACCAUGAUGACCUGUGGCUUCGAUGAUCCUCUCUGUGAAAUUGGACUCAUUGUGGGAACCGGGACCAACGCCUGUUACAUGGAGCAGAUGAGAAAUCUUGAGCUGCUGGACGGUGACGAGGGGCGGAUGUGUGUGAACACGGAGUGGGGGGCGUUUGGAGAUGACGGCGCCUUGGAGGACCUGCGCACUGAUAUCGACCGUGAAAUAGACGCUGGCUCUUUGAACCCUGGAAAGCAGCUGUUUGAGAAGAUGAUCAGCGGCAUGUACAUGGGGGAAAUGGUGCGUCUCGUCCUGGUGAGGAUGACCAAAGAGAAGCUGCUGUUUCAAGGAAAGACGACAGCACAGCUCCUCACAACCGGGCGCUUCAAAACCAACUACAUCUACACCAUCGACACCGACAAGGAUGAAGAAGGUCUUUUGAGUGCUGAAGAGGUGCUUCGAGGCCUGGGCCUGGACCCGUCGGUCAAGGACUGCAUCGCCACACAGAGGGUGUGUCAGAUAGUAUCCACACGGGCUGCACACUUGUGUGCGGCGUCUCUCGUGGCAUUGCUGAGGCAGAUCCGCGAUAACAAAGCGGCGGAGAAGCUGCGCGCCACGAUCGGAGUGGAUGGCUCCGUUUACAAAAACCACGCAGAGUUUUCCCGUAGGCUCCACAAGAUGGUGCGGCGACUCGUGCCGGACUGUGACGUGCGUUUCUUGACAUCUCAGUGCGGCAGUGGGAAAGGUGCCGCCAUGGUAACGGCGGUGGCCUAUCGUCUCGCUGCUCAAAACGCCGAGCGUCAGAGCAUACUCGACACCCUGCGUUUGAGCCACGAGCAGCUCCUGGAGGUGAAGAAGCGACUGAGUGCAGAGAUGGUGCGAGGUCUGUUGAGGCAAAUGCGUGACCAGACUAGUCUUAAGAUGCUUCCCACCUAUGUGAGAUCCACACCCGAUGGAACAGAGCACGGCGAUUUCUUGGCCUUGGAUCUUGGUGGAUCCAGCUUUCGGGUGUUGCUGGUGCAUUUGAAAAGUGGAAAAAAACACACCGUGGACAUGCAGCAAAAGAUCUACAGCAUCCCCCAGGAGACCAUGCAGAGCACCGGGGAAGAGCUUUUCGACCACAUUGUGAGCUGCAUCGCAGACUUUCUGGAGUACAUGGGCAUGAAAGGGGCAUCCCUCCCUCUGGGAUUUACAUUCUCCUUCCCAUGUCAUCAAAGCAAACUGGAUCAGGGCAUUCUCCUCAAGUGGACAAAGGGCUUCAAGGCCAGCGGCUGUGAGGGCCAGGAUGUCAUUGUAUUACUGAAAGACGCCGUCCGCCGCCGACAGGAGUUUGACCUGAACUUUGUGGCGGUGGUAAACGACACGGUGGGGACGAUGAUGACCUGCAGCUAUGAGGACCCCCAAUGUGAGGUGGGACUCAUUGUAGGCACGGGGACCAACGCCUGCUACAUGGAGGAAAUGAGGAACGUCGAAGUGGUGGAGGGUGAUGACGGUCGAAUGUGCGUCAACAUGGAGUGGGGAGCGUUCGGUGAAAAAGGCGAGCUUGAUGACUUUUGCACCGAGUUUGACCGCAUCGUCGACGAGAGCUCUAACAACCCCGGGAAACAGAGGUAUGAGAAGAUGAUCAGCGGCAUGUACCUGGGCGAGAUCGUGAGGAACGUGCUCAUAGAUUACACCGCCAAGGGCUUGCUGUUCAGAGGCAAACUGUCCAAGCGGCUCGAGACGCGGGGAAUCUUUGAGACAAAGUUCCUUUCUCAGAUCGAGAGGGACCGCCUGGCGAUGCGACAGGUGCGCUCUAUCCUGCAGCACCUGGGCCUCACCAGCUCCACGUGUGACGACAGUGUGCUGGUGAAGGAGGUGUGCAGCGUGGUCGCGCGCCGCGCAGCUCAGCUCUGUGGCGCGGGUUUGGCUGCCGUGGUCGACAAGAUACGGGAAAACCGCAACCUGAAUCAGCUCUCCGUCACCGUGGGAGUGGAUGGCACCCUCUACAAAACCCACCCUCACUUCUCCAGCAUCAUGCAGGAGACUCUGCAGGAACUGGCCCCGCAGUGUCAGGUGACUUUCCACAAGUCGGAGGACGGGAGCGGGAAGGGAGCGGCUCUGAUCACAGCUGUGGCCUGUCGGAUCCAGAAUGGAGGGCAGCUCUGAAUCUAGACUCCUCGGUGGUGGAACGGGGUAGAACGAGAGCUUCAAACAACUGACUUUGUGUCCCGGGUCACCAAAACAAAGUCCCCCACACAUCCCGACCUGAGUCUAGAUCUGUGAUACUGACGUGGUCUAUGUGACUGAUUCUGUGUGUGGGGUUCACAUACACGUUACCAGAUGUUCCUGUGUACCUUCUUAAAUUAUAGUUCAACUUGUGUGUUUGAGCCGCACCUUCUGAGAAGUAUGACUGUUACAACCCGGGGGGGGGGCCUUUUUGUCUUAAUAAUAUUUGAGUUCAGGGUCAGAUGAAAAGUACGAAAAUCAUGAAAGAGCGCUUCAUGGAAAUCAGAGGCGUCACCAAACACAAAGAACCUAAAUGCUGAAAUAUCCACAUUUACAAUCACAAUAAAGCUCAAAAGCGACCCCCCACUUUUAUUUUUUGGCGGCUCUGAUCCCAGAAGUAAAUUUACCUCGUUGAAAUCCUCCAUCGACAUUUCACAAAAUCCUGAAAUCAAGAAAUUGAAGCCUUUAACCAUGACAACCAUCUACCCCUAUACUAGUGACUGAAAAAACAAUUGAUUCAACAAAGGAAGGUAAAUCACUCCACUUAGAGAUAAACUAAAUAUGUAUAAAGUGAUCCAGAGAGCUGUAUUAGUAAACGGUUUGAUACCAAAUUCAAAACAGCACGCUGUUUUCUAAAAAGCAAAAGAGAUGUGUCCGAGUCGAUGUCUGAUACAAGGUCUUUGUGCUGUUUUCAGGUCCAUCAGAGGAUUCUGCAUCAAAACACUCCUGCCUGAUGUUGGCUUUAAUGUUCUUCGUUUUCUAAUAAAAUGUUUGUUUGAGCUCGGUCUCUUACAGAACCUGAAUUUGUCAAAGUAGAUUAUUGUUACUGUCACAGUUUUUAACCUUUAUGUCUCGUUUUACCUGAAAUCAGAUUUUUCUGCAGCCAAAAACAUUUUAGUGUGAUUAAAAACAUGCCUGUAGGGAAUAAAUUUGAGUAUUAGAACGUCAGCCGUUGAUAAGAAAAGGUGUUGAACGGCAUUGACUGACUCACAUUAUGGAACCAAAUGGAAGUCGUACAAAACAUUGAAAGCAGCGUAUCCUGCAGGGAAAGCUAAGAAGAAAAACACUGAAACAAAAGAGUCAGGACUUCCUUAAAGGGGAAACUUAAUUAAAGCACACCGAUCUGAAAGUAAGAGGGGCGAGGAUUAGUGGAACUCCUGAGGGGAGGGGGAGUAGAUAGAAUCUGUGUUCCAGUUCGUCUUUUCUUUUGCCUUGUUGGUUUGAUUUAUUUACUUAUUUUAGUUACUUUAAUUUAGAAAAGAAAACAAUAUAACUGACGAUCUUUGACGUCCUGGUUUGGAACUGAAAGAAGAUUAAUUAACUGACUCAAAUCUCGUGGACUCAAAACCAUCAACUCAACAUCCAGCUGUGAGACGCCCACACACUGUUAGAAAAGAACGACGGAGAAUUAAGGCCACGUUAGAAAAAAACAAUCUAAAAUUUAGCGAUCAAAGUCGUUAAUUUACAGUAAUAAAGUCGUACUUUACACAUACGAGUGUAAAGUCAUUAAUUUAUGAGAUUAAAGUUGAUAAUUUAUGAAAAUAAAAUCUUAAAUUUACAUUUUUAAAUUUAGUAAAUCUUUUAAAAUGUACUAAAUUUAAGACUAUCCUCAUAAAUGUACGACCUUCAAUUUACGAUUUAACCCCGUAAAAUUAGGUUGUAUGUUUAUUACUUUAUAUUCACAACUUUACUCUCAUAAAUGUACGAUUUUAUUAUUGUAAAUUUACAACUUUAUUCUCGUAAAUUCACAACUUUAUUCUCAUACAUGUACGACUUUAUUCUCGUAAAUGUACAAGUUUAUUCUUGUAAAUGUACGACUUUAUUCUCGUAAAUGUACAAGUUUAUUCUUGUAAAUGUACAACUUUCAAUUACGAUUUAAUCCCGUAAAAUUAUGACUUUAUUCUCGUAUAUUUAUUACUUUGAAUUCACAACUUUAUUCUCGUGAAAGUGCACCUAAUUUGGGUUAAGAGACUUUCAUCUCGCAUGACUAUUCUCGUAAAUGUACAAGUUUAUUCUUGGAAAUGAAUGACUUUAUUCUUGUAAAUGAACGACUUUAUUCUCGUAAAUGUACGACUUUAUUCUCGUGAAUUCAUAACUUUAAUCAGGAGAGCUCAGAUUUGUUCCCCUUAAUGUGACUUUAAUUCUCCUUCGUAGAAAAGGGAAGAAACUUGGAGUUAUAAUUUAAUUUUUUCUUCACUGUAUAAAUCCUUUAUUAUCACACCGUAAUGUUGGAUUAGUUCUGAGUUUGAAUCCUAAACUGAAUUGUGUCUUUUCUCGUGUCUCCUUUAAGGACGAAUCCAUUAUCCACAGAACAAUACUACAAGAUGUUUCCUGUUUUUAUUAGUGAGCUACAGACCACUAAUAAAUCUGUUUCCUGUCUGAACAUGACCACGAUCACUUCACAGUGUGGCUGUCAUCAAGCAAAAGCAUUCACAAUAAAUGUGUUCUUC